AUGUCUUACUACGACAUUGAUUCUAUCCUCACUGACGCAGAGAAAAUCCCCUGCACGUUUCAACUCGACAUUCCUGACCUAGGCUACCUCGAUAACACGCCUACACAACCGCUUAAGGCCGGCACCAAGGUCAACCUUCCCCUCUGGCUCGCCGAAAUGCUCGCCAUUGCCAACGCGAGUGACACCGAGGGCAAACCUUUCGUGACCUUCGACCUGCCGCCAGCGCUGGGCAACGAUGUUGUGCAGGCGCUGAAAGCCGACCCCCGUGCUGUGCCACUACGCGAUCAGAGCGCCCACUUCUACGGCCUGGCGACACAAAUGAUGGAGCUAUCUGAGGAGCAAGAAUUGGCGGCGAUCCUGCGAAAGACCUUCGUCAUUCGUGCAUCUGAGGUCGCGCUAUAUGCCCGAAAAGUCGGCGGAGUCGGUCACAAAGGCAAAGGAGGCGCGGACGAGGGAAGCAACCUAGGUGUUGGCGGUGCCGGCGAGGAUUUCCUGAGAGCACUGGAUGAGUGGGAAAGGAGUCUAUUCCGCAAGGCGCAUGACGGCACAAAGUCUGGGAAGGAGUGGAUGGAGGGCAUUAAGAAGCAUUGA
Molecule: messenger RNA, 591 nt
Organism: Parathielavia appendiculata
Lineage: Eukaryota; Fungi; Ascomycota; Sordariomycetes; Sordariales; Chaetomiaceae
Product: DNA replication complex GINS protein psf3-like protein
Exons: 2
Coding region: 1-591 (196 amino acids)
Biological process (GO): mitotic DNA replication initiation
Cellular component (GO): GINS complex
Source: RefSeq, a predicted model, not a curated record